This is a messenger RNA of Hyposmocoma kahamanoa, 2420 nucleotides long. Its product is annotated as zinc finger protein 37-like. The record is from RefSeq and is a predicted model, not a curated record. The transcript has 10 exons. NCBI's taxonomy places the organism in Eukaryota, Metazoa, Arthropoda, Insecta, Lepidoptera, Cosmopterigidae. Gene Ontology annotation, biological process: regulation of transcription by RNA polymerase II; central nervous system development. Gene Ontology annotation, cellular component: nucleus. Gene Ontology annotation, molecular function: RNA polymerase II cis-regulatory region sequence-specific DNA binding; DNA-binding transcription factor activity, RNA polymerase II-specific. The coding region runs from base 35 to 1390 and encodes 451 amino acids.
UGCGACUACUACCACAACCUAUACAGAGCUCAUCAUGUCUGGCCUCCCAAUAAGAUUCGUCAAUGUUGUCCCCAACGUCAAGAUUAAGCAAGAACUCCCAUCUGAUGAUGAAGACGAUGUCGCCUGCAAGAUAUGCAGCAAAGCAUUUGCGAGCGAGGUUGCUCUACGCAACCACGCUCGCAUGGAACAUAUAGAUGCCUUCGCUACGGGAGAUCCAGACACGUGGACACAGGAUAAGCAACCAAAUCAGGGCGCGUACACAAACAAACACACCGUGAAGCUUGAGCCGUCCGACAGGCUGAUGAAGAUAAAGACCGAGGAGCUGAUCUCUUCGAUGCAGCCUGCUGACCUCAUGACCCUCGCUAACGAGGAUGUCAGCUACAUCAUUAUUAAGGCGGACAGCAUACCGAAGGAAAGAAAAAGAAAAGCUGAAAAGAUAGAGACAGAUAGAGCAGAAAAGGUGGCACCAAAACGCGAUAGAGAAGUAAAGGAACCGCAGCCAAUCACAGGCCCCUUCGAGUGCCUGCAGCCGUCAACUCUGGUGGCAGACGGCACAUGCCACCAGAUCUUCUUCUCCUGUUGCGAUUACAGCGUGCACUUCAGGGACGAGCACACGAGGAGGCGGAAGGGGUUGCGGUGCCAGGUCUGCGAGAAACCCCUGCUUGGCAAUGGAGAAGAACCCACAUCGCCAUAUUCCUGUGAGGUGUGCGGUAUGGGUUUUCAAACAAACAAGGAGCUGUCAGCCCACAUGGCCACCGACCACAUCAAGUUGAAGCCUUUUGAAUGCAGUGUCUGUCACAAGCGGUUCACACAGCAGGGCGGCGUCCAGCAACACAUGCGCAUGCACACAGGAGACCGCCCAUUCUCCUGCACUUUCUGCCCCAAGGCGUUCACACAAAAAUCCGGCCUGGAUCAACACCUCAGAAUACACACCAAAGUGAAGCCUUACAGAUGCGUCGUCUGCUCAAAAACCUUCUGCCAGUCUGUUCAUUUGAAACAACACAUGAGAACACACACUAACGUGUCGCCGUUUCAAUGUGGGAUAUGUCAGAAAAGAUUCAAACAAAGCUCGCACUUGAACUACCAUCUCAAAAACCACAACCCUCAAAACAUGUCCGAAGAACAAAAGAUUGAAUACAACAAGUUAAUCAACAUCAUGAAUGAAGAUAAAGCUAACUCUAUUGAUGACGAUCAGAGGAUUGAAGUGGAAGUGGAGGAGACCAUUGAGGAGACCGAGGUCAUGAUAGAACAAGAAGAAAUAGAACAGGAACAAAUCGACCAAGAACAAAUGAUGGCGGAGCAAAGUAUACAAGUAGAAGAAGGCGAAGAAACAUACAUACUAAGUGACAAUGGGAAUGAAGUUUGGAGUGUGCACAUCGCGGAACAAUAGUACAUUGUUGUACAUAGGCCUUCGUAAUGAUCAGUUAUAGUCCACCACUGACCAUAGGUUUCUAUACGACUGGAGCAUGAGGAAUGACGAAAUAAAGAAAUGCAUAUAGUGAUUAUAACGAACUUUGGACUUUAGUGCACUCUUGAACAUAGACUUUCUCAGUUAUCAGUAGUGCUACAGCCGCCUGCUGCACAUAGAGCUUUAGUGACAUAAGCGAAGCAAGGGGAAUAAAAAACACAUAAGAAACAUUUAUAACAAACUUUGAGUGUAGUACACUGUUGUACAUAGACAUUCUCCUUGAUCAGCAGUGCUACAGUCGACUGCUGUACAUGGAGCUUUUGUGUCUUAAGUGAAACUUGGUAAUACACAAACUUCAGAUUAUGUCUGUAACUGAACGGUCGUACACUAUUGUACGCAGACCUCAGUUUCUAGCUGUCGACUACUGUACAUAGCUUUUAUAUAAGUAGGUUAAGAGGAAUAAAUUAAUGAACUUCGGUUUGAGCUCCUGGCUGAGCAGCAGUGCACUGAUGUGCAUAGGUUCAGCAUUACUAUUUGCGUAUCCGAUUACGAAAGCUUUAAGGGUCUCAACCUGCCUUGGAGAACCCAUGCGCAACAGCGUAUCGUACUUAGGACGUAAGUAAUGUAAGAAUUAUUUCCUUGAAAUAUUUUUUUCCAAUUUCUUGUAAUGACAAUAGCCACAAAUAACUCGAAUUUGUUUGCGUUCCACUGCUGCUCACGGGUUUUUAAAUAGUUUUUUUUAAGUUCUUAUUGAUUGGCUGCAUUUACACCUUAAAAUAUUGCGAAAAAAAGCAGUAGUAACUUGGUACAUACGUUCAACUGUUGCUCACAGAUCUUUUCCAGAUUAUUACGUCUACAAGACGUCUACAAAUAGAUGUAGACAUCUAGACGUUAGUGAAUGCGAUUCCACGUCGACAUAUAGUUUUUUUUUGUAUUGAUUUUAUAAUUUAUUUACUUAAAACACAAUACUUUCUUAGAUUUCUCACAGAUGACGCUACGCCAAAAAGUUGUU